AUGGAGAUUAUGGUUGCGCUAUUCAUUGCUUCCUGUUGCUGCUCUGUGCUGCUACACUUGGUAGCGAGAGCGGUGGCCAGACGUUGCUGGCCAGACUGGGAGCGAGAAGUGUCCAUGGAGAAUCCGCGCAUAACGCACGUUGUACUCGUUCAAAUUGCUGCCGGCUCUGGCUCUGAUGGGCUCGUGCUCAUCAUGAUGAUGCUGACUGGAGUUUUGCUUUGGACACCUGACAGUACAGCCACCCAGAUUGCCGGAUCGCCAGUGGUUUGGGCGUUGUGGGUGCUGCACUUGUCUUGUUUGUGGCUUUCAUCAAGGGUCGUAAAGCUGACACCCUCGCAAUUGCAGAGUGUUGGGCUUUGCUGGCAACUGCUGUCAGUCAUGUGCGUGGUCUUUCCACGCGGUCAUGCCUCUAGCUUUGGCCUUUGGCUCCUUCCGGCCAGUGCCCUGCUACUUGACUACACGAACAGUGUUAGGUUGAGCCUUGCUAGCACUGGGAUAGCAGUGUGGUGCCACAUAUCCGCCUGCAUUCCUCCCGCCGCACAGCCUUCAGAGCACAGUGCCGAUCACCAACUACACAGCUUGGUGCAGCUGCUCAUCUCGGAUUGCAUGGCCUUCUUUGCAGCAGUGUCGGUUGCUUCUGCCCUGGAUUUCUGGAUGCAGAGAAGCACGAUCACACUCUGCGAGGCUUAUGGCCGAGUGGUGACCGCAUUGUCCGACGCGCAGAUCAUGCUCGACUCCGACCUUGGUGUCGUCGGCUCUGCUGC
This is a messenger RNA of Symbiodinium natans, 764 nucleotides long. The record is from the annotation of a GenBank genome assembly. Lineage: Eukaryota; Dinophyceae; Suessiales; Symbiodiniaceae.